AUGGCCAGUGCGAUCGACAGCAAGGCGCGCCAGCUGUCGCAACCGGACUGGUCCACGUAUUGCACUGACGUGAUUGGCCGGGCAGUGCUGACGUCAGCCAGGAGGUGGAAGAAACAACUGGUGGGCGGCAGCGGCCAGAGAAGAGAGGAGCGAGGGGGCGAGGUGGCAGCAGGGGAGAGUGGUGGGGCUGCUGCCGUUGGUGAUGGGGCUGGGGGGAGUGGUGGGGAGCGGGAGGGGUUGAGGGGAGGGGGUAGCGAGGCGGAAGGGGUUGCGGGUGGGGAGUGGCAGGGGAGGGAGUCGUGGGUUCAAGGGGAGGCGGUGAGGGGGGCAGUGGAGGAUGGCAGGUGGGCGCUCUACUGCCACCUGCUGGCCCACCUCCGAUUUAACGAGCAUGGCAGGGCUGACAGCCGCAUAGCACGGGUGGUGUUGGACGAGCUGGUGGUGGAAAUGGCAGGUGGCGGCAUAGGUGGCGGCACAGGGGGCCUACAGCGGUGGCAGCAGGGGGACAGGGGUGGUGGGGCUGAAGGGGGGGAUUGGAGGGUGGGAGGUGGAUGGGGAGGCGUCGAGUGUUGUUGGACAGGGCAGGGGAGGGGAGGCAGCGGCAGCGGCAGGGGAGGAGUGAGCAUGGGUGAUGUGCUCUCCCUAUUUCGAGAGGAGAAUCGAUCCUCUCGACGAUUCGAAAAGUCCAGGAAUGAGGUAUCACUGCACAAGUGGGUGAGGCGCAACGUGACAUCGGUGGUGGCCAUCUUUGAGGACCGCUUCCUCCCCUGGGGGCUGCACCGCUCCUCCCCCCUCCCCGUGCCUCGUGUCGCCCACCCAGCCUUAUCACAGCAGCAGCAUACGUCCCAAGUGCCCCCCGUGGCAGGGGGUGGGGUGGGUGAGGAGGGGAGCAUAAGGGCAGCAAGUGGCACAAGGCAGUGGUGGCAGGGGCAGAGGAGGGCGAGGGAGCAGGGACAGCAGGCGAGGGUGGGAGGCCCGGUGGGUCUGGUGCGGCGCACCGUGGUGGGCAGCAGACAAGGGGAGCUGCGACAGCUGAGAGGAUGGAAGCUGCUAGUGGUGGUGGCAUUGAAGAUAUCGGAUCUGCUGCUGCCGCUCUUCAAGGCGGCCGUCAUAGCAGCAGGCAGGGCCGUCUCCUUCCUCCUCGUUGCUCUCAUUGGUCACUCGCUGGGCCUUGUGUACCGGGGCAUCCGGCAGAGCUGGGGGCAGGCACUCUAG
Closterium sp. NIES-65 is the source of this 1215-nucleotide messenger RNA. The record is from the annotation of a GenBank genome assembly. NCBI's taxonomy places the organism in Eukaryota, Viridiplantae, Streptophyta, Zygnematophyceae, Desmidiales, Closteriaceae.